Messenger RNA from Meriones unguiculatus (Mongolian gerbil), 840 nucleotides. RefSeq names its product ADP-ribosylation factor-like protein 5A. Gene Ontology annotation, molecular function: GTPase activity; GTP binding. NCBI's taxonomy places the organism in Eukaryota, Metazoa, Chordata, Mammalia, Rodentia, Muridae. Gene Ontology annotation, cellular component: cytoplasm; trans-Golgi network. The coding region runs from base 206 to 745 and encodes 179 amino acids. The record is from RefSeq and is a predicted model, not a curated record. Gene Ontology annotation, biological process: protein localization to Golgi membrane; vesicle-mediated transport; intracellular protein transport. The transcript has a single exon.
CGCGGCGGCGAUGUCCGCGAGGCCGGCGAGCGCCGCGGCGGUAGCGGCGGGGCCUCGCGCGUGGCUGGGCGGCCUGUGCUGCGGCCUCCCCGCGGGUCCCUGGAAGCGGGCGCGCGGCCGGCGUGGGAGCAGAGGCGGAGGUCCUGGCGCGUCCUUCUGCCCCGCAGCCUGAGCCCGGGCGGCUGGAGGGCUCGGCUGCCCGAGGAUGGGAAUUCUCUUCACCCGGAUCUGGAGGCUGUUCAAUCACCAGGAGCACAAAGUUAUCAUUGUUGGGCUGGACAAUGCAGGGAAGACUACCAUCCUAUACCAGUUUUCCAUGAAUGAAGUUGUACAUACAUCCCCUACAAUAGGAAGUAAUGUGGAAGAGAUUGUGGUUAAUAAUACACGUUUCCUGAUGUGGGAUAUUGGCGGCCAAGAAUCCCUGCGUUCUUCCUGGAAUACUUACUAUACCAACACAGAGUUUGUAAUUGUUGUUGUGGACAGCACAGACAGAGAAAGAAUUUCUGUAACUAGAGAGGAGCUCUACAAACUGCUAGCCCACGAGGACCUAAGGAAAGCUGGGUUGCUGAUUUUUGCUAAUAAGCAAGAUGUCAAAGAAUGCAUGACAGUAGCAGAAAUCUCCCAGUUUUUGAAGCUAACUUCUAUAAAAGACCAUCAGUGGCAUAUCCAAGCUUGCUGUGCUCUUACUGGCGAGGGGUUAUGCCAAGGACUUGAUCGGAUGAUGUCACGGCUGAAGAUAAGAUGAUCUCUGCUGACCUCUUCUCACGGACUCUGUAUGAACAAAGUGCUGGACUUCACCUGAAAGCUGCAAAAAUGGUUUAGAUAUAUUUAUAAUAAACU